UAGGGUGAACACACCUAACACCUUAAAUUAUCAAAAAAGACAAAAAUGUAGAACGUGUCUUGAUUGGAUGUUGAGUGGGCGUUGCUUUAAAAAUUGAAGGCUGAUUUGCAGGGGCGUGGUUUAAAUAAGCGGACUAAAUGAUUGGAGAAGUCCUGCCUACAGUACAUCUCCACAGAAGAGACCGUCACUCUCUCACUCUCUCACUGGAAGGUCCAAUUCUGACAUUUUGAUAGAAUUUGUAAUAAAUUGAUUAAUCAAUAAACAAAACAUACAAAGCUAAAUCGUUCGCCAUAAGAUCUGCAAUAUGCAUUUGAAAAAUAGAUAGGAUGAUUCCAUGCUUUUAAGGAAGACGUGUAUCAUGAUGAUGCCUCUCUCUGUCAACCAAUCGCUCUCCCCGUAAGCGGCAGUCUCUAGGACCCAAGGAGCGGCCUCUGCAGUCACUGAGAGCCGAGCAUCUGGAGGAGAGCUGGCCGGCUGGGGAGGUGGUGGAGGACGGCGAGAGCGAAGCAGAAGGAGGAUCCGGGAGUCAGCGAAAACAAAAAAGGGGUCAGGCCUGGAACUUGGCGAAGCGGGGGAUCCUAAAGAAGGAGGGCCAUCAACCCCCCCCCCCCACACUUUUUUGUUCUUUACAUUUUUUUUUAUUAUCUUUUUCGACUUUUGCUUUGUGAACAGUCACUCAUUUGGCGAUGCCGUCCAACACAGUCACCACCGCCGCCGCAUUCAAGAGCUCCGACUUCAACUGUGACACCAACGGAAAUCAAAUGAAUGAGAACUCUAGAACGGACACCGUGAUUAUUGAUGAGAUCUGCACUCCUGUCCGCAAGGUUGGACGGCCUGGCCGCAAACGCAAGCACCUCCCCGUGGAGUGUUACAGGCCAGUGGAUCAGCUGGUGGGCGGGGCUAAGCAGCACAAAGGGGUGGGGCUCCAGUCGUCUUUGCUGUCCCAGAAUGGAGAUGUUGAGAGGCAUGAGAACAAAUCGUGCGAAGGUCGCCACCCCACGCUGGACAAGAAUGCUGUGGAAAACGGGCUCCCACGCCAAUCAGGCUGUCGGGCCGAGUCGGCCUCUGAUUCAAGCCUGAGCCCAUCCCAGGACUCCGAGAAGUACGAAGAGGACACACUGCCAACUCUGCCUCGCAAGAAACGAGGGAGACGGAAGCUGGAGCGGCCGACUAAAUACGUGGAGCACAAGGAGGACGAGGGUGAGGACUCUGCAAAGAAUGAGGGAGCUCGAGGGAGGCUCCGUGGGGGAGUGGGCUGGGAAGUCAGCCUCCGUCAAAGACCCAUGCCCAGAGUAACCUUCCAGGCCGGUGACCCUUAUUACAUUAGCAAGAGGACCAGGGAGGAGUUGCUGGCAAAGUGGAAGUUGGAGUUCCCUACGUUGCAGGCAGAGAAGAAGGCGAAACUGGUGUCUGUGAUGAACUCAAUGGAGGACCAUGGCGAGGUAGAGUCGGAGCCUCAAAAAGACAGCUCCACAAUCACCGUCCCACUACUCUUUCCUCCACCAACGCCGCCAGCACAGCAGCAACCACCACAGCCUCAAGCUCAACCUCAGACCAACCUCAAACCCCAGCCUUCUCCCCAGCAACAACCUCCACCAUUCCAACAGCAACAGCAGCAGCAGCCUACGGACCCAGCCUCUCCAACUGUUGCCACCACCCCAGAGCCCGUGUCUAUAGGGGACGGAGACAAGACUUCACCUAAGUCCACUGACACAGAGUCAGAGUACGAGGAUGGCCGAGGUUUCGGCAUUGGUGAGCUUGUGUGGGGAAAGUUACGAGGAUUCUCCUGGUGGCCAGGCCGGAUUGUAUCCUGGUUAAUGACUGGACGCAGCCGGGCGGCUGAGGGCACUAGAUGGGUCAUGUGGUUUGGUGACGGCAAGUUUUCUGUGGUCUGUGUUGAGAAACUGUUGCCUUUAAGUUCCUUCCACAACGCCUUUCACCAGCCAACCUACAAUAAACAACCAAUGUACAAGAAAGCCAUCUUUGAAGUGCUACAGGUUGCCAGCACAAGAGCAGGCAAAACCUUCCUCACAUGCCCGGAGAGUGACGACACUGACACUUCUAAGUCAGUAGACAUGCAAAACAAACAGAUGAUUGAAUGGGCCAUGACGGGAUUUCAACCCACAGGACCUAAAGGUCUAGAGCCGCCUGAAGAGGAACGUAACCCCUACAAGGAAGGCUAUCCAGAGAUGUGGGUGGAGCCAGAGGCGGCGGCCUACACGCCCCCACCAGCAAAAAAGCCCCGCAAGAGCACAGCCACAGAGAAACCCAAGGUCAAAGACAUCAUCGACGAGCGGACUCGAGAGAGGCUUGUAUACGAAGUUCGUCAGAAAUGUAGAAACAUUGAAGACAUCUGCAUCUCCUGUGGCAGCCUUAAUGUUUCCCUGGAGCACCCACUCUUCAUUGGAGGAAUGUGCCAAAGCUGUAAGAACUGCUUCCUAGAAUGUGCGUAUCAAUAUGACGACGAUGGCUACCAGUCCUAUUGUACUAUCUGCUGUGGAGGGAGAGAAGUGCUCAUGUGUGGAAAUAAUAACUGUUGCAGGUGUUUCUGUGUGGAGUGUGUGGAUCUGUUAGUGGGGCCCGGCGCGGCACAGGCAGCUAUUAAAGAAGAUCCCUGGAACUGCUAUAUGUGUGGGCCGAAGGCUCAAUACGGCCUGCUGGAGCGCCGAGCGGAUUGGCCUUGCAGACUGCAGCACUUCUUUGCCAACAAUCACGACCAGGACUUUGAACCACCAAGGCUCUACCCUUCGGUUUUGGCAGAGAACCGAAAACCCAUUCGCGUCCUGUCACUUUUUGAUGGGAUCGCAACAGGGCUGCUGGUUCUGAAGGAGCUGGGUAUCCAGGUGGAGCGUUACGUGGCCUCAGAAGUGUGCGAGGACUCCAUCACUGUGGGCAUCGUUCGGCACCAGGGACGCAUCAUGUACGUGGGUGAUGUGAGAAACGUCACCCGUAAAAACAUUCAGGAAUGGGGUCCUUUUGAUCUCGUCAUCGGUGGAAGUCCUUGCAAUGACUUGUCCAUAGUGAAUCCUGCAAGAAAAGGUCUCUACGAGGGCACGGGUCGACUCUUCUUCGAGUUUUACCGGCUGUUACAUGAGGCCCGCCCUAAAGAGGGCGAUAACAGGCCGUUCUUCUGGCUCUUUGAGAAUGUGGUGGCUAUGGGUGUCAGCGACAAGAGGGACAUCUCUCGCUUUUUAGAGUGCAACCCAGUGAUGAUCGAUGCCAAGGAGGUGUCUGCUGCACACAGAGCUCGCUACUUUUGGGGUAACCUGCCUGGCAUGAACAGACCGUUGACCGCCAUGUGCACUGAUAAACUGGACCUCCAAGACUGUUUGGAGCAUGGCAGGACAGCUAAGUUUGAUAAGGUGCGGACCAUCACCACUCGGUCGAAUUCCAUAAAGCAGGGCAAAGACCAGCACUUCCCUGUCUUCAUGAAUGACAAAGAGGACAUCCUGUGGUGCACUGAGAUGGAGAGAGAGAUCUCGAGGGCCCGCUUCAGUGAACAGGUGUUUGGCUUCCCUGUCCAUUACACAGACGUGUCGAACAUGAGUCGUCUGGCCAGGCAGAGGCUGCUGGGAAGGUCAUGGAGCGUCCCUGUCAUCCGUCACUUGUUUGCACCACUCAAAGAGUACUUCGCUUGCAUCUGAACUCAAAUCCAGUACAGAUGAGAAAAAUCUAAACCGAUGUAAUACCAAGAGCUUCGAAAGCAAGCUCUCGUAUGUUAUCUGCAAGUUUGACAUCAGACGGAAAAAAAACAAGGUAUUUCAUGUUUUGUUUUGGUUUUUUUCUUCUGGUUUGGAAUAAUUGACUCUUUUUUUAAUUCUAUUUAAUUUUUUUUUUAUCAUUCAUUUGACUUUUUAGCAGUGUUAUCCAGUAUUUGAUUUAUGUGUGCAAGCUAUACUUGAGACAUGGCCUCCUUUUUAAGGCACUGAGAGACGAUGUAACAAGAAACGAGAAUUCGUUGAGACGGAAAUCGCAUUUAGUUCGCCCAAACAUUUCGCCUCCUGAUUUUCUCGACUGUCGGGUCGCGGAUCGAUCCAUUUCCCACGGUGCGCGUCUCUUUCCUCUCCUCCAGCGUCUGAGCCUUGGUAAGAGCAGGAAAAAAAAGUUUUCUCUUAGUGUCAGGGGAGCUCUUGUCUUAACCAAUCCAAAACACCAGAUCACAAAUACCUCUUUGUUUACAGUUUCUAUACACAACUGAAGGUAAUAAAGGUACUACUGUAAUAGGUGACAAUAUGGUGCUUCGAGGGGGUGAAAAACAUUGCAACUCAUGUGGUGCUACUACUCGAGACAAGAUCGCGGGGUUACGUUUUGUAUCAUCGCCAGGUAAAACGAACGACUGAAACCUUGAAAAAAAAAAAAAACGACAGGUCAAGCCAGGUCUGCCACAUCUCAUUUUAUAUCUUUUACAGCCUUUUUGUACAAUACUCUCUGGUGCUCUUUUCAAAAAAAAAAAGAAAAAAACACGCCUCAGCCUUUCAGUCUUUGAGGUCUGCUUCCUUCAGUAUGCGUGCAAUCCAAACGCAUGAAACCAGCCACAUGGGCGGUGAUGUUUUUGUCAUCCAUACCUUGAAAUCAAAGGCUGUGGUGAGCUACUUUUUUUCUAGUGUCACACAGGCCAGAAUCAUUACUGUACAACUCUUAGCGCGCGUGGCGGCCGCAGGAAUGAUGGCGUCGGUCGGUCGGUCGGUUGUCUUGUCGGCCAGGUGAAUCAGCCUUCAACUGUGGCGUCCGCAGGCUAUUCUCAGUCAGGUGCAAAACUUUAAAGGUGCGGCUUCACAAUGUUCUUCUACCUUUUAAUAGCAAUUUUUUUGUGCUGUGUUAACAACAAUAUCAAGCACUUUUGUAUAUGUAUACUUCUUUAUUUC
This is a messenger RNA of Carassius auratus (goldfish), 4865 nucleotides long. It is a transcript of the gene dnmt3ab, whose product is annotated as DNA (cytosine-5-)-methyltransferase 3 alpha b. Gene Ontology annotation, molecular function: methyltransferase activity. Gene Ontology annotation, biological process: negative regulation of DNA-templated transcription. NCBI's taxonomy places the organism in Eukaryota, Metazoa, Chordata, Actinopteri, Cypriniformes, Cyprinidae. Gene Ontology annotation, cellular component: cytoplasm; nucleus. The transcript has 24 exons. The record is from RefSeq and is a predicted model, not a curated record. The coding region runs from base 687 to 3644 and encodes 985 amino acids.